Messenger RNA from Bursaphelenchus xylophilus (pine wood nematode), 1321 nucleotides. Lineage: Eukaryota; Metazoa; Nematoda; Chromadorea; Rhabditida; Aphelenchoididae. The record is from the annotation of a GenBank genome assembly.
AUGCUGAUUAGAAUGUCUGUUAAGAACGACGCUUUGUCUUCAGGUAAUCUUGCAUAAAAGAUUCUCUGCCAACAAAGCGCGUUAUUCAGUGCGGUUUUCUCAUCUUUUGCACCUAGUCGCAUUGGUUUUCUGUGGGUCAAACGCGCCCUUUUCGAUCUAAAAUUAUUUACGGCAAUCCCAAGGCAUGCCAGUAAAACAUUUUAGCCUCAAAAUGUGUUUUUUAAUAUUAUUUAAAAAUAAUAUUAGGCUGCGCAUUUACAGACAUGGAGUUCAGAGACGUGCCGAGUAAUGCCAUAUUAAAAGCUGUUUGUGUAGAUCGCAAAUUUAAAUAUUAUUUUUGUUUUCAUCGUAUUUUCGCUUUUAGCAAGUCUUUAUACUUCUUUUUACAUUCAAUUUUCUUCAGAUAUCCUUCAAUUAUCCGAAAUGAAUGGCCUCCAAAACUUCCCCGUUUUCCGUGAGAACAAAGCCGGCUUCAAAUCCUAUUGGUUGGAAAUCAUGGUGGUCCCCAACGACCGUGUUGUUAACACUCUAACUCUAUUCCGAGCUUAUGGUCAAGCCAAAGAAGAUUGGACUUUGAAUCAAUUACUUGAGAACUGCUGCCAAGCCAAGAAACUUAACUUUGGCCACGAAAAGACAGUCGAUUUUUUGGAUCACGAGUUCAAUAUGUGUGGCCAGAACUCGAAGAUAACGGAAGGCCUCUUCUAUGCGAUAAUAAGUUGUGAUUACAAGAUGAAAGACGGAAAGGGAAUCAAUCUCUCCUUUCCCCUUCCUGCUCAAACCAACUUAUCCUUGUGCUGGAUGGUUCAUAGGAUCUCCAAAAGACUGUUUGAAAUUCACAGGCCUGAGUGUUUCACGGCUUUGGAAUACUCACACAUUGUCAAACCAUUCUUUGUGAUCGGUUCUCCAAUCAAAAGUAUGUUUUUUGUGUAGAUCUAUAUAUGACAAUUCGGAACUAAAUAGAGUAACGGGAUUUAUUCCAGAACAAAAGGGACUUCGAAAACUGAUUGACCAAAAAGACAUUGAUUCUGUUCCAACACUUGGAAUGUCCAUUGUAUCUUUCCCAUCUCUUUCUGAACCAGAAGAAAAGUCAGAAGUUGAAGAACAGAAGGAAGUUGAGGAAGAACAGGAAGGAUCAAUUGAACAAGGAAAAGAAAUGAAACCGAAGGCAAAUGAAGAAACGAAAACUGAGCCAAAAGAAGAGCAAAAAACUAACCAAAUCACUCGCUCCCUGCAUCAGCAUGAUGUACAGUAUUUGAUCGCCUUCUUAGUUUUUGGUUUCAUCUCUCUGAUUAUCUCCAAGAUUGAGAUUGUUGAGUUGUAG